GGCUCAUUCAGUGCUCAGUCCGGCGCGGGCCGCCAGCGGCGCUACAGCUCCUCGCUCCGCUCGUGCCGCUUUACUUUCCGAGGACGGUUUGGUUUGCGAUCGUUUACCGCCGGUCUCCAUGACGCCGGCGGGACCGCCCGGCCGAAACGCCGUGACAUAGAAGUAGGCGAAUUAGUGUAGAGUGCAGUGCGUUUUGUAGUGUCGUGUCUCUCAGCCUUCUGAACCCUCAUGUUGGAUUAACAUCGGAUGACGACUUCGGUGUCCGGCUCCGGCGGCGGCCUCGGCAGGGAGCUGAGCCUGCAGCUGGUGCGGCAGGGCUGCCGGGUGAUCUGCGUGGACCAGGACGUGCUGCAGGUGCAGGAGACCCUGGGGCUGGCGAGGUCCCUUCAGACUGACGGCGCACUGGACGGCGCCCAGACGAUCCGGGGUUACGCCUGCGACUGGAGGAACCCCGGCGAGGCGUUGGGGCUGUCCAGGGCCGUGACCACCACGGAGGGCGGCGUCGACCUCAUCUUCGUGGUCCCGGAGAGCAACAACAACAACGAGAGUGCCGUGGACGGCGCGGGCAAGGUGGUUGGCAACGAGUUCUGGCCCCUGCUCGGCUUCCUGCCCGGCAUGUUGGCGCGAGCGCGCGGACACGUCGUGCACGUCCUGGACGAGCAGAUCGCCCACAAGACUGGGCUUGUCGCGGACGCGUGGAUCGAGAGCCUGCUCGAGGUGGGUGCCGACGUUCGCUACACCAAGGUGCACCUCCACUCUGACCAGGCGAGGCACCGCCCCUGCCGCGCCGAGGACGCCGCCUGCUCCAUCGUGUCGGCCGUGCGUCGGGGCAGCGCCGAGGUGCACAUCGCGUACCCCGUGUGCUAGGACUACGCGGCGCUGGGCGCGCCCGGCCCCCCGGCGGCGCAACGUCCCGGCGCGUUCGAUACGCCGCCCCAUCUACCCGAAUGCCCUCCCGGUUGCGCCACGCGCGCCCCCACGGGGCCGCGCCGGCCGGGCACCAGCAGAGCAUCCUCGGCUUACUCCAGAAUCGCACGGUGCACCGCGUCCUGGAUCGCAACGCCACCGGCGCUUGUAGCUGAAAAGAGACAGAUGUGAUGAACAUUGCUUCCAGGUGAUUACAUUAUGGGGCCGUGCGCGAAACACCCAUGUAUUAGAUAAUUAUGUCACUACGCGACUAACGCAAAGGUGGGGCAGCACAGAUGGCGGAAACGUGAACACUUCCACGCCUUUUUUAGAGUGUCACUACAGUCAACAUUUUCGUUCCCUUCUUAGUAAAGUAGGAUGUCGAACUUUGUUUUACCAGUACAUGCUUACAACACGGACACGUAAACGGCUGGCUACUUUGUUGUCAUUCGCGCUCUGUCAUUCCCUUGCGCUGCCCAUAAGUCUGUCGCUGACAGCCGUCAUCCCGUGAACCCCAUCUUCAGAGAUAUGUAGUUUUUUUCUACUUCACAAUGCUCAGAUCUUUUGUUGUUACGUUUGGUGGUUCCACCAAAAGCACGUAACUCGUCCCUCGGAGGAUAAUUUCCAAAAGCAAACUGUCAGACAGCUCCUUUCUAAAUCCUUACAUCACAUCAGGUCCAGGAGGGCGAUGGGUGGCCUACCGCCACGGCGUAAUGGCCUCCGCCCGUCGACCAUGGCCUGCGCUCGCCUGCUUCAGUCAUGCCGCACGCGUGUUACGAUGUUCUUAAUGAUAUUGUGGUUUUCGAUCUCUUUGGGAAGCGUUAAUAUAAUGACGGUAAAAAGAUAAUAAAAAUAUUUUUGCUACA
Molecule: messenger RNA, 1772 nt
Organism: Frankliniella occidentalis (western flower thrips)
Lineage: Eukaryota; Metazoa; Arthropoda; Insecta; Thysanoptera; Thripidae
Exons: 6
Coding region: 247-867 (206 amino acids)
Source: RefSeq, a predicted model, not a curated record